AUGUUACCAUCCCAAAGGAAGAUAUAUGCAUCACAGGCAACCGAAAUAGGUUUAGCUGAAAAAUUUGGAAUCCAUCUUAAUGCUACAUUUGAGCUCAUGGGUAAUGAAGCUGGUGGAAGGGAGUCACUUGGGUUCACAAAACUGGACCAAAAAAUUUAUUUGAGAAUGAAAAGGGAAAAGAGUUUAGCAUAUGGGGAGGCAAGUAGCAUUUUACAAUAUUUUUGUAAGAAAACAUUUGAGAAUCCAUCUUUAUUGUACUCAGUCCAAUUAGAUAGCGAGGAACAGAUUACAAACAUAUUUUGGACCGAUGCUCAGAUGAUCAUGGAUUGUGGGCAAUUUGGUGAUGCUGUGACUUUCGACACUACUUACAAGUUAAAUAGUGCACCUAGACUAUUUACAUCUUACGUUGGAUUUAACCAUCAUAGGGAAACUAUUAUAUUUGGCGCAGCUUUGAUAUAUGAUGAAACUGCCGAUUCUUUUAUAUGGUUUUUUAGAAAAUUCUUGGAGACAAUGUCAAGUAAGGCUCCGAAAACAAUUUUUAUGGAUCAAGAUGCUACAAUGGCUAAGGCUAUCCCUAUUGUCAUGCCUAACACAAAACAGCGCCUUUGUACUUGGCAUUUGAUGCAAAAUGCAUUACGGCAUGCAAAUUCUAUCUUCAAGGAUAAGGAGGUGAAGGAUAAGGGGAUGAAAAGUAUUUUAUCCAAAUUUAUGUAUGACAUUGAGGAUGAGGAUGAGGAUGAGUUUACAUUAAAAUGGGAGGAAAUGCUUGACAAGUAUGAAGUGCGAGAUAAUCAUUGGUUGAAGUUAACAUUUGGGGUCAGGGAAAAAUGGGGUUGGCUAUAUGUUAGAAAUGCAUGGGAUGCGAGCAUGAGUAGCACCCAACUUGGUGAAUCCUUUAAUGCAUUAUUGAAGGAUUUCAUUCAGUCAAAUCAUAACGUAAUGCAAUUUUUCAUGCAUUUUGAUCAAGUUCUUUGUGAGAAGAGGUACAAAGAGUUACAAGUCGAAUAUGCUUUAUGCCAAAAGUUGUUAAGAGUGAAUAUUAAAGUGAAGAUUAUGGAGUAA
Messenger RNA from Camellia sinensis, 1062 nucleotides. RefSeq names its product protein FAR1-RELATED SEQUENCE 5-like. The record is from RefSeq and is a predicted model, not a curated record. Lineage: Eukaryota; Viridiplantae; Streptophyta; Magnoliopsida; Ericales; Theaceae.